Messenger RNA from Strongylus vulgaris, 225 nucleotides. Lineage: Eukaryota; Metazoa; Nematoda; Chromadorea; Rhabditida; Strongylidae. The record is from the annotation of a GenBank genome assembly.
AUGGAAGAGCUCGGCGCUAAGGACAAACUGGAAUUUCUAUGUGACAGUCAUUCAAUGAACAUACAUGUUGCUGCACAUGAAAUUCUCGAAAAAUAUUUCUACUCAUCUGAUGAAAACGAAAUGACCACUCAUGAAGCGGUCGGUUUGCCGCCCUACACUGGUGCCGUGGCACGCGAUACAGUGGAUGAAACUAUCGAUAUGAUUGUAAAAAGUGUAUGCCUUUGA